Anopheles darlingi is the source of this 727-nucleotide messenger RNA. RefSeq lists its product as uncharacterized. The record is from RefSeq and is a predicted model, not a curated record. Gene Ontology annotation, molecular function: DNA-binding transcription activator activity, RNA polymerase II-specific; protein heterodimerization activity; RNA polymerase II cis-regulatory region sequence-specific DNA binding. Gene Ontology annotation, biological process: regulation of transcription by RNA polymerase II. The transcript has 4 exons. NCBI's taxonomy places the organism in Eukaryota, Metazoa, Arthropoda, Insecta, Diptera, Culicidae. Gene Ontology annotation, cellular component: CCAAT-binding factor complex; nucleus. Bases 99 to 650 code for a protein of 183 amino acids.
GAAACACCGCUUAAUGGUAAACAAACGCGAAAAACCAAAACAAAAAAUCCCAAAAUCCGUGAAACCGAUUUUUCCGGACUCAAAAUCGUUAUUAAAAAAUGCAGGAUGAUACAGAGGACACCCAGUCGGAUGACUCGGGGGCAGAGAACGUCCUGAAAAUGAGCUGCCCGCUCCGGGAACAGGACCGAUUUCUGCCGAUAGCCAACAUCACGAAAAUCAUGAAACGCGGCAUACCACCUAAUGGCAAGAUUGCCAAGGAUGCACGCGAAUGCAUACAAGAGUGUGUUUCGGAGUUCAUAUCAUUCCUCACAUCCGAGGCCAGCGAUCGGUGCCACAUGGAGAAGCGGAAGACGAUCAAUGCAGAAGAUAUCAUUUGCUCUAUGUACGCGCUCGGCUUCGAGAACUACAUUGAUCCGCUGAAGGUGUUCAUGGCCAAAUAUCGAGAGUGCACCGCAGCCGAGCGCCUAAGCUCGGACGAGUCUCACGAGCCAACACAAUAUGAACCGACCGAGACACAAGCUGCGGACAAUCAGCAGCCUUCCACAUCAAACCAGGCCAAUAUUGUACCGGGCACGAGUCACACAGAAAUCAUAUACCAAACGAAUGACGGGACGAUAUGCUUCAAAAACGAGUCUUUCGAGAAUAUGUGAGCUUGCUUGCACAAUAGUUUGCUUCAGUUUCAAUACAGUUGACGAUUUAUUCCCAAUAAAUGCGAGCUUGUAGAACA